ACGGUAUCCAGAUGCAAAUCCAAUGAAGGGUAGAUGGUAAAAGGAGGCAGCUCUGUCUCUCUCUCUCUCUCUCUCGAUGAUAUCCUGUCUGACUUCACAUUCAGCAUUUGUUCAUCUUCCUCGGGAGAGCAUUUCUUCAAAGGAAAGCUCUCCCAACCAGAAAAUCAUAGAAAUUAAAUAUACAUAUAAUUCAAUCUCUUCUUCCACACUCCAGUGAAAGAAGAAAAAAAAAUAAAAAAUAAAAAAUAAAGGAGGGAGGGACAAGAGGGAAAAUAAGGAGAGAUGGGAAGGGCAUUUGUUUAUGUUAUUCUGGGAGGAGGGGUGGCUGCUGGGUAUGCAGCUCUUGAAUUCACCAAGAGAGGCAUCUCCCAUGGUGAGCUCUGCAUCAUUUCUGAAGAAUCAGUUCCACCUUAUGAGAGACCUGCUUUAAGCAAAGGCUUUCUACUUCCAGAAGCGCCUGCACGCCUUCCAUCAUUUCAUACUUGUGUCGGUGCUAAUGAGGAAAGGUUAACUCCAAAAUGGUAUAAGGAGCAUGGGAUCGAAUUAGUUAUAGGAACUCGAGUCAAGUCUGUUGAUGUGAGACGCAAGACACUACUGACAGAAUCUGGAGAGACUAUAAGUUACAAAGUUCUCAUCAUUGCAACAGGUGCUCGGGCACUGAAGCUGGAAGAAUUUGGAGUCAAAGGAUCAGAUUCUGAAAAUGUGUGUUAUUUACAAGAUUUGGCUGAUGCCAAUAGACUAGUAAACUUGAUGGAAUCUUCCUCUGGUGGGAAUGCUAUUGUCAUUGGUGGUGGCUACAUUGGAAUGGAGUGUGCUGCAUCAUUAGUGAUCAAUAGGAUGAAUGUAACGAUGGUUUUUCCAGAAGAACAUUGCAUGGCCCGAUUAUUCACACCCAAGAUCGCAAGUUUUUAUGAAGAAUUUUACAAAUCCAAAGGAGUGAAGUUUGUUAAAGGAACCGUUUUGUCCUCGUUUGACAUUGACUCGGACGGGAAGGUGACUGCUGUUAAUCUUAGAGAUGGAAGUAGUCUUCCUGCAGACGUGGUUGUUGUGGGAAUAGGAAUCCGUCCAAACGUGAGCCUGUUUGAAGGUCAACUAACGCUGGAGAAAGGUGGGAUCAAAGUGAAUGGAAAGAUGCAGUCAAGUAAUAGCUCAGUCUAUGCAGUGGGAGAUGUUGCCACAUUUCCAGUAAAAGUAUUUGGUGAGUCCAGAAGGCUCGAACACGUUGACUCAGCAAGAAAAUCCGCAAGACACGUUGUUACUGCAAUAAUGGAACAAAACCAAGUUGAUGAAUUCGACUAUCUACCAUUCUUUUACUCGAGAAUCUUCACCCUGUCUUGGCAGUUUUACGGGGACAAUGCAGGAGAUGUAGUCCAUUUCGGAGAUUUCUCAGGAGGCACAUUCGGGGCUUAUUGGGUAAGAAAAGGUCAACUUGUCGGGUCUUUUCUCGAAGGCGGAACCAAGGAAGAGUAUAAAGCUAUAGCCAAGGCCACCAAGCUGAAGCCAGAGGUUGAGGACCUAGCUGAGUUGGAAAGGCAAGGUUUGGGUUUCGCAUUGACAAUUGGGCAGAAACCACUGCCAUCAUCACCACCCCAUGGUGUUACCAGUUCUGGCAUCGUUCAGGAGAGGCCAAUGUACGCUUUUCAUGCAACUGCCGGCGUUGUUGUGGCUGCAUCGAUAGCAGCGUUUGCGUAUUGGUACGGAAGGAAGCGCCGGAGGUGGUGAGCAGAUGUUUGGGGACUGUACUAUAACCGUGUUGUGUGUGGCAUUGAAAGGUGUAGGAGAUUGAGAGAUGCCUCAAAUAUUUGAUCAAAUAUAUUGAGGAAGCAAAACUGUCGUUGUAAAUAAUUAAUGAAAUACAAAGAAUUAUAUGCA
Molecule: messenger RNA, 1872 nt
Organism: Pyrus x bretschneideri (Chinese white pear)
Lineage: Eukaryota; Viridiplantae; Streptophyta; Magnoliopsida; Rosales; Rosaceae
Product: monodehydroascorbate reductase 4, peroxisomal
Exons: 7
Coding region: 283-1722 (479 amino acids)
Cellular component (GO): cytoplasm
Molecular function (GO): oxidoreductase activity, acting on NAD(P)H; flavin adenine dinucleotide binding
Source: RefSeq, a predicted model, not a curated record